CGAGAGAAGGGGCGUGGCCCUGGAGGAGGGCGUGGCUUACGAAAGAGUGGCGGAGGGGGACAGGGACAAGUGUGGCGGUGGCGGUGUGAGGCGGUGCGGUGAGGAGAUUACCGGGAGGUUAUUGAACAGUCUGAAGAGGAAGGAGGAGGGAAGGAGUUUCCACAGUUCAGUGAGAAUGCUUCUUGAUGGAGGGGACUGACCUGUUGAUAAGCAUGCGCGAGGACCCCAGUUUUCAUGUGCGCUACAGAAUGGAGGCGUCCUGUCUGGAGCUGGCCCUGGAGGGAGAACGCUUGUGUAAAGCCGGGGACUGUCGAGCCGGAGUGUCCUUCUUCGAGGCGGCGGUGCAGGUGGGCACAGAAGACCUGAAGACCCUCAGUGCCAUAUACAGUCAGCUGGGCAAUGCCUAUUUUUAUCUGCACGAAUACAACAAGGCAUUGGAGUACCAUCACCACGACCUGACACUAGCAAGGACAAUCGGUGACCGACUCGGAGAAGCCAAAGCUAGCGGGAAUCUUGGUAACACCCUAAAAGUUUUGGGGAAUUUCGACGAGGCCGUUCUGUGUUGUGAGAGGCAUCUGGAGAUCUCUCGGGAGUUGUAUGAUAAGGUUGGGGAGGCCAGAGCACUGUAUAACCUGGGCAAUGUCUACCACUCCAAGGGUAAGAGCCUGGCAUGUACAGGGACCAGAGACCCGGGCGAGUUUCCAGAGGAGGUGAAGGUUGCCUUACAGAAGGCUGUGGAUUAUUAUGAGGCAAACUUGGUCAUUGUGACAGAGCUGGGGGACCGGGCGGCACAGGGACGCGCAUAUGGAAACCUGGGCAAUACUCACUAUUUACUUGGAAGUUUUCGGAAAGCCGUCAUGUCCCACGAGCAGCGACUAUUAAUUGCCAGGGAGUUUGGCGACAGAUCGGCAGAAAGAAGGGCGUACAGUAAUCUCGGAAAUGCCUUUAUCUUCCUGGGUGAAUUUGAGAUGGCGGCGGAGUACUACAAACGGACUCUCCAGCUGGCGCGGCAAUUGAAGGAUCGGGCUGUGGAGGCGCAGAGCUGCUAUAGCCUGGGCAACACAUACACUCUACUUCAGGACUAUGAGAAGGCCAUCGACUAUCAUCUCAAGCAUCUCGUCAUCGCUAAGGAACUCAAUGACAGGGUGGGAGAAGGUCGGGCAUGUUGGAGUCUAGGGAACGCUUACACUGCCUUAGGAAACCAUGACCAAGCUGUGCACUUUGCAGAGAGGCAUCUGGAUAUCUCAAGAGAGCUGGGGGACCGUAAUGGAGAACUGACGGCACAACUUAACCUGUCCGACCUCCAGAUGGUGCUGGGGCUGAGCUAUAGCACCAACGCUUCAAUGCUGUCGGAGGUGCCGGAUUCAGAAAGCAGCUUACUCGGUGCCCGACCACGUUUGAGCAGACGUCACAGCAUGGAGAACCUGGAACUUGUGAAGCUAACACCAGAUAAGGUGCCGAACUGGAACAGUGAGAUCCUCGUAAAGCAGAAACCUCUUCUCUCCAAGCCUUCCACUAAGCUCAUGUUUGUGAAUAGACUGAAGGGCAAGAAGCUUAAGAACGGCGCCUCCAAAGUUCUGCAGGACUCAAGUAACUCAUCUGACGCCAACCGGAAGAUGACAAACGCCCAGCGGAAACCUGCCGCCCCGGACAGUAUCGGCGACGAAGGAUUCUUCGAUCUUUUGAGUCGAUUCCAGAGCAACCGAAUGGAUGACCAAAGGUGCAGUUUGCAGGGAAGAAACUUCAUGAGCUUCAACACUGCUUCAUCUGCAACGCCUCCAAAAUCCAUGAGAAAAUCCUUAUCCACGUCUGCCGUCUCCCCACAUACUGAUGAGUUUCUGGACCUCAUAGCCAGCUCCCAGAGCCGGAGGUUGGAUGACCAGAGGGCCAGCUUCAGCAAUCUGCCUGGACUGAGGAUCGGCCAACAGAACAGUAACUCCGUCCUAGGCCAUCUGAUGGCCACCGAGAACCGCGAGCCAGAUGACGAGUUCUUUGACAUGCUGGUCAAAUGUCAGGGAUCGCGCUUAGACGACCAACGCUGCGCACCUCCUCCCCCUCCCAAGAAAGGCCCCACAGUCCCCGACGAGGACUUCUUCAGUCUCAUUCUCCGUGCACAGGCCAAGCGUAUGGACGAACAGAGGGUGACGCUAUCCUCGCACCUAAGGAGACCGAAUACAAGCUAGGGGGGGGGGGGGCUGCCAUACUGUGCCCUUUCCUGCAAUCUACAUAGGGGUUAAAAAAAACUAAAAAAAAAAUAAUAAUAAUCAGGGUUUUGUCAUAGUACUGUAAUUUUUAUACUUCUGUAAAGUAGAACUACUUACCUUUUUUUUUUUUAAUACUUCAUGUGUGUGCGGGCACUUCCAGUAUUUCAGUUUGGCUCCAGUCAUCGGAUGAACCUCAAACACUGCCAUGGUAACUGGUGAGGACAAUGGACACGUGACGUGGGUCGGCGGGCUUCCCUUAUAUUAGAGGGGCCACCAUGACAAUGUAACUGUACAUAGUGUCUCUUAUGGCACCAAGGACCCGAAUAGAAACUGCUGGCUAAGUAGUUGUACAGUCUUUGUGCGUGUAUAUAUGUGUGUGUGUUUUAUUUUUAUUUUUUUUAUUAUUAUUAUUUUAUUUUUAUUUUUUUUGUAUUAUAAACUAUGCCUUUUCAAAAAAGGGGGUUUAGAUCAUUGAGGCGAAGGUCUGGAACAUCUAGCGUUCUGCCACCAGUGGUCUCCAAACUGUGGCCCUCCAGCUGUUGCAAAACUACAACUCCCAGCAUGCCCGGACAGCCAACGGCUGUCCGGGCAUGCUGGGAGUUGUAGUUUUGCCGCAGUCUGGAGGCCACUGUGGACUAGACCAUUGCACUUGUUGGUAAAUCUAGACCGUAAUCUAAAGCACUAAAAGAUUGUCAUGUAAAUAUUCUUUUUCUGGCAUUAACUGGUAGUUUUUAAACUUUUUUUUCUUUUGGCUUGAAACCUGCUGGGCUGUGCUCGGUAGGCGCCCCCAUGUGGCAAGAGUAUGGUACUGACAUGGGGACAUUGAACAUGGUAAAGAAGAAAAAAAAAAAAAAGUGUUCUGAUUAAGCUUCACUAUUGAGUUACAGCUGCAGUCCACAGGUAUUACAAUUUAGAGAUGAGCGAACUUACAGUAAAUUCGAUUCGUC
Hyla sarda is the source of this 3151-nucleotide messenger RNA. RefSeq names its product G protein signaling modulator 2 (gene GPSM2). The coding region runs from base 186 to 2183 and encodes 665 amino acids. Gene Ontology annotation, molecular function: protein binding; GTPase regulator activity. Lineage: Eukaryota; Metazoa; Chordata; Amphibia; Anura; Hylidae. The transcript has 16 exons. The record is from RefSeq and is a predicted model, not a curated record.